AUGGAUAUUGACCCACCAGGCUCAAAUUUCCUUGGACAACAUACACGGGUAUCACACGGUUUCAUCAAGCAUGAGGAUCAGGAUCUUCAAGAUCUAAUUAAGAGCUCCCUUGCAUUCACCUGGAGCUUUGUCCUGCCUAAUCACGAAGGAAAAGUUAAUGAGAAAGCAGCUAGACUGAAUUCGGACAGUGGCAAACACUGCACAGCUUCCAAUCAACCACAAGAUACAAACACUCCUGAACUCAAGGCGGAUCUUAUUCAGUUCUGGAAUCACAAAUUGAUAGGAAAAGACAUUCUUGCAAUAUCUCCAACUCCAGCGUCUGGAAAGAUCAAAUCAGGAGCUGAUGUGUUCUUAGAAGAAAGGUGCAAAGUCAAAGAACAAGAUAUGGACAAGGACGACAAGGGGAAUGAGGAGAAUGAGGACGGCUCAGAAGAAUAUCAAGAUCCUGGACAAGAUCAAGAUGAAGAGUGA
Messenger RNA from Melampsora larici-populina 98AG31, 471 nucleotides. RefSeq lists its product as uncharacterized. The transcript has 4 exons. Lineage: Eukaryota; Fungi; Basidiomycota; Pucciniomycetes; Pucciniales; Melampsoraceae. Bases 1 to 471 code for a protein of 156 amino acids. The record is from RefSeq and is a predicted model, not a curated record.